CUGGAUGGUAACGGCCACCAGUUAGGUCGUUAGCUAACCAAAAACCCGUCAACAGAAAAACCUUUUACUUACUUCCUUGUUAUAUAUUUCUACUUAUUCUUUCAAUAAUUUUUAAAAAAUAAAAUAAAAUAAAAUUGAAACUAAAAGAGAGAGAAAACUACGAUUACAGAUUACUAUACUCUGCUCUCGUUGUCAACAACACCUUACUUUAAUUCAACGAUCUCUUUCCUCUUCUUCUUCUACUUGUUGUUUGCUUUUGCUCGUUAUAGAUCUUACCGUCUGCUAACAAUGUCACUUGCUGCCACAUGUCCAGCCGUUGGAUCAUUUUACCUGUCGCGAUCCCCCAGGGGCACGCCUCGCUUCAAAAUGGCCGUCCGAUCUGGUGCCCUUUCCGUGGCUCCGAUCUUGACCAACUUACAGAAGGACUGCGCCACUCCUUUGCCAGUGCUCCGCCACGUGGCCGAUGCCAUGGAGGCUGAUAUGCUAGCUGGGCUAGCCGUCGACGGUGGAAGCGACCUCAAGAUGAUCCUCAGCUAUGUUGAUAGUCUCCCUAGCGGGAACGAGAAAGGUUUGUUUUAUGCAUUGGAUCUCGGAGGCACAAACUUCAGGGUGCUGAGAGUGCAAUUAGGUGGGAAAGAAGAGCGCGUCAUCGCCACUGAAUUCGAGCAAGUAUCUAUCCCUCAAGAUCUCAUGUUUGGCACCUCUGAGAAACUUUUCGAUUUCAUUGCUUCUGGACUGGCCGAAUUUGCUCUAAAGGAGGGUGGGAAAUUUCACCUGCCACCUGGUAGAUUAAGGGAGAUUGGAUUCACAUUUUCAUUUCCUGUGAAACAGACUUCCAUCGACUCUGGAAUCCUGAUAAAGUGGACCAAAGGUUUUGCAGUCUCUGGAACGGCAGGAAGAGAUGUUGUCGCUUGUCUGAACGAAGCUAUGAAAAGGCAAGGAGUAAAUAUGCGAGUGUCUGCCCUGGUUAAUGAUGCUGUGGGAACACUAGCUGGGGCAAGAUAUUGGGACAAUGAUAUCAUGGUUGCUGUCAUUUUGGGUACCGGAACCAAUGCUUGCUAUGUGGAACGUUUGGAUGCUAUUCCAAAGCUACAGGGUCAGAUUUCCUCCAAUGGAAAAACGAUUAUAAAUACUGAGUGGGGAGCAUUCUCAACUGGUCUUCCUCUAACCGUGUAUGAUAGAGAAAUGGAUGACGCCAGUAUCAACCCUGGUGAGCAGAUUUUUGAGAAAACAAUAUCAGGAAUGUAUCUCGGUGAAAUUGUACGAAGAGUGCUGCUGAAGAUGGCCAAAGACGGUGAUUUGUUUGGUUCAUCUUUCCCAGAGAAAUUGGCAACACCAUUUGUACUCAGCACCCCGGAUAUUUGUGCCAUGCAGCAGGAUAACUCCAGUGAUCUUCAAGCAGUUGGAUCAAUCCUUUAUGAUGUAGCUGGGGUGGAGGCAAACUUAAGGGCAAGGAAGAUUGUCGUGGAGGUAUGCGACACCAUUGUGAAACGAGGUGGGCGGCUAGCAGGUGCUGGAAUUGUGGGGAUUCUGCAAAAGAUGGAAGAGGAUUCAAAAGGACUCAUCUUUGGAAAGAGGACAGUGGUGGCUAUGGAUGGAGGGUUGUAUGAAAAUUACCCUCAGUACAGAGGAUACUUACAAGAUGCGGUAACAGAGCUUCUAGGAUCAGAUAUCUCAAAGAACGUGGUUAUAGAGCAUUCAAAAGAUGGAUCAGGUAUAGGAGCUGCUCUAUUGGCUGCUGCAAACUCCAAGUAUGAGCAUGACUUUUAAACGCACCUAAUAUAAAUUAUCUUGUAAUUAAUCUCUUUUUUGGUCAAAGUAUAGUAGUUGAUUUUGUAAUUUAAUUGGACUCUCGGCGUUGGUUUAGAAAAUAGGAGUGGACAAACAUAAUGUAGCGUCUGGCCGUCUGCGAUUUGUAGAGAAGUAGAUAUAUAUUAGAUGAUUACAUCUUGUUCAUGUGCCAUAUCGGAAUAUGGUGCAUUUUUUGUUAUUUUAUUUCAUUCCUUGUGCCACGAGAGAACAGUUUCAGUUGCCAAUCAAUUAGUCAAAACUUAAAUUUCUAUAAU
This is a messenger RNA of Ziziphus jujuba (common jujube), 2066 nucleotides long. Its product is annotated as hexokinase-2, chloroplastic. NCBI's taxonomy places the organism in Eukaryota, Viridiplantae, Streptophyta, Magnoliopsida, Rosales, Rhamnaceae. Gene Ontology annotation, molecular function: fructokinase activity; D-glucose binding; glucokinase activity. Gene Ontology annotation, cellular component: mitochondrion; cytosol. The transcript has 9 exons. Bases 289 to 1770 code for a protein of 493 amino acids. The record is from RefSeq and is a predicted model, not a curated record. Gene Ontology annotation, biological process: glucose 6-phosphate metabolic process; glycolytic process; intracellular glucose homeostasis.